Oncorhynchus keta (chum salmon) is the source of this 382-nucleotide messenger RNA. Its product is annotated as histone H3.v1-like. Lineage: Eukaryota; Metazoa; Chordata; Actinopteri; Salmoniformes; Salmonidae. The annotation marks the transcript as partial. The transcript is spliced from 3 exons. The record is from RefSeq and is a predicted model, not a curated record.
CGUAGCAUGCGCUCCAGCAGGUAUAUCUCACUGGUCACCAUAACAACACCCACCCGUAGCAUGCACUCCAGCAGGUAUAUUUCACUGGUCACCAUAACAACACCCACCCGUAGCACACGCUCCAGCAGGUAUAUCUCACUGGUCACCAUAACAACACCCACCCGUAGCACGCGCUCCAGCAGGUAUAUCUCACUGGUCACCAUAACAACACCCACCCGUAGCACGCGCUCCAGCAGGUAUAUCUCACUGGUCACCAUAACAACACCCACCCGUAGCACGCGCUCCAGCAGGUAUAUCUCACUGGUCACCAUAACAACACCCACCCGUAGCACACGCUCCAGCAGGUAUAUCUCACUGGUCACCAUAACAACACCCACCCGUA